UAACCCCUGCUACUCUAUAUUCCUCCCGAUUCCUCCAAGCUCCAUGUGCUUGAUGGAAGUGGAAAACGAUGUAAACAACGUUUAGUGUUUUUGCGUGUACAUACAUGACGUAAUUUCAAUUAAAACCGGCCUUUCUUUGUGGCGAAAGUACAUUGUAAAAUCAGUGUUAUUUUCAUUUUUUAGAGAAUUAUAAAGUUAAAAAAUUAGAGGCCGGUGGUACAAGGAAUUUGUUAUAAUGGAUGAAAGUAUUAAUUUACGAAGUGACACUUAAAUAUUUGAAGAGUUUGUUUUAAACUUGGACCCAAAAAUAAAGAAGUAGCAUAAUUAGUCACUGAUCAUCAGUCACCAAAAUGAAGUUAACAGUCGAUGGACUUCUAGUAUAUUUUCCUUAUGAUUAUAUCUACCCAGAACAAUAUGCAUAUAUGUUGGAACUGAAGAGAGCAAUAGAUGCAAAGGGUCAUUGCCUUCUAGAAAUGCCUUCAGGGACUGGUAAAACCGUUUCUCUUUUAUCCUUAAUUGUAGCAUAUAUGAUGGCACAUCCUUUGGAUGUCUCAAAAUUGAUCUAUUGUUCUCGAACUGUACCUGAAAUUGAGAAGUGUAUUGAAGAACUGAAGAAAUUGCUAGCAUAUUAUGAAAAGGAAACGCUUCAAAAGCCAAAAUUAGUUGGGCUAGUUCUUUCUUCACGGAAAAACUUGUGCAUUCAUCCAGAGGUUAGCAAAGAAAGGGAAGGAAAAGUUGUUGAUGGACGUUGUCACAGCUUGACAGCAACAUACGUACGUGAGAGGCAUCAUUAUGAUGAGACUGUGCCACUGUGCACAUUUUAUGAAGGUUUCGAUAUAGAAGGGAGAGAAGCUCCUUUGCCACCAGGUGUAUAUAACAUUGAUGAUUUGAAAGAAUAUGGCAGAGAAAAGAAUUGGUGUCCAUACUUUCUUGCCCGGUACACUAUAAGUCAUGCCAACAUAGUUGUAUACAGUUAUCAUUAUCUUCUGGAUCCUAAAAUAGCAGAAGUGGUGUCAAAGGAACUAUCCAAGUCAUCUGUAGUUGUUUUUGAUGAAGCUCACAACAUAGAUAAUGUGUGUAUUGAUUCUAUGAGUGUAAAGAUAAAUCGAAGAAUUAUUGAAAAGAGUACUGCAAAUCUUCAGUUCUUGGAACGCACUAUUACUGAAAUGAAAGAAGAUGAUGUUCAAAAGUUAAAAGAAGAAUAUCAUAGGAUGGUGGAAGGAUUAAGAGAUGCAAACGAAGCUCGUGAGACAGAUGUCAUUCUUGCCAAUCCUGUAUUGCCAACUGAAGUUCUGCAAGAGGUUGUUCCUGGAAACAUACGCAAUGCUGAACAUUUUGUAGGGUUUUUAAAGAGAUUCGUCGAGUACUUAAAAACACGGUUGAGAGUGCAACAUGUUGUUCAAGAAUCUCCUGCUGGCUUUCUUAAAGACGUGUACCAAAAAGUGUGUAUUGAAAGGAAACCCUUGAGGUUUUGUCAUGAACGUUUGGCAUCAAUGCUUCGCACAUUAGAAAUAUCUGACCUCACUGAUUUUUCUCCUCUUAUUUUGAUUACCCAUUUAGCUACGUUAGUAUCAACAUACACCAAAGGUUUCACAAUUAUUGUAGAACCUUUUGAUGAUAAAACCCCAACAGUUUCAAAUCCUAUUCUUCACUUCAGUUGCCUUGACUGUUCCAUUGCCAUUAAGCCAGUUUUUGAUCGUUUUCAAACAGUGGUCAUUACAUCAGGUACUCUGUCUCCUCUUGACAUGUAUCCAAAAAUUCUGGAUUUCCAUCCAGUGAUUAUGAGUUCCUUUACUAUGACUCUCGCAAGGCCAUGCCUUCUUCCUAUGAUAGUUGCAAAAGGUAAUGACCAAGUUGCCAUAUCAUCACGUUAUGAGACUCGAGAUGAUGUGGCUGUUAUAAGAAACUAUGGCCAGCUAUUGGUUGAAGUUGCCUCGUCUGUUCCUGAUGGAAUUGUGUGUUUCUUUACAUCAUAUUUAUACUUAGAAUCAGUUGUUGCAAGUUGGUAUGAUCAAGGAGUUGUGGAUAAUUUACAACGACAUAAACUGUUAUUCAUUGAAACUCAAGAUUCAGCUGAAACAAGUCUGGCUCUCUUAAACUACAUCAAGGCAUGUGAGAGUGGUAGAGGAGCUGUUCUGCUCUCUGUUGCCCGAGGAAAAGUAUCAGAAGGAGUGGACUUCGAUCAUCAUCUUGGUCGUGCUGUUCUUAUGUUUGGAAUACCAUAUGUGUACACCAAGUCACGAAUUUUGACAGCCCGAUUAGAAUAUCUCAGAGAUCAGUUUCAGAUUAAAGAAAGUGACUUUUUAACUUUUGAUGCCAUGCGUCAUGCUGCUCAGUGUGUAGGGAGAGCCAUUCGAGGCAAAACGGAUUAUGGUAUCAUGAUUUUUGCAGAUAAGAGAUUCUCAAGAAUAGACAAAAGAAGCAAGUUGCCCAAAUGGAUCCAAGAGCACUUAAAGGACUCAUUGUUGAAUUUAUCAACUGAAGAAGCAAUACAAAUUGCCAAGCGGUGGUUACGACAAAUGGCUCAGCCAUUUAGUAGAGAAGAUCAGCUAGGAGUAUCCUUACUUACUCUUGAACAACUUCAAAAUGAACAAAAGAAACAGAAGCAACAAGAAGAAGAAGAAAUGGAUGAAGAAAAUGAAGUGUAAAGAAAUGUUUUUCAUAUAAACAUUUUAUAAAUACAUGUCAAUUUUUUUUAUACAUGAACAAUAAACUAUCUAAUUUAAUUAUAAAUACAGUAUUAAAUGAGUGAGUAGAUUCAAAAUAAAUAUUAUUUUGUACAAGAUUUAUAGACAGUAGUUUUCUUAAGAGCAGCAUAUUUCUCAAAGUGGAUUUCAGAUAUUCUUGAUCGAUCUUGAAUAUAAAGAAAUGUCAAAAUGUAAUAAGUUAUUCAAGUUUCCGUCAACAGAACUUAAUAAUCUGCAACUUUUAAAUGAAAAUAAUUCAUUGAGUUCUCAUAAGGAAGAUCAUAUCACAAAUUCUUCAACUCAUACAUACUUUAUUGACAGUUGAAAUGGGAAAAUUUGAAAAAUACAGUUUGGUUGAUGAAUUAAUUGGUUUGUGAAUAUGAUUGACGUUGCAGUGACAUUUAGCUGCAUGUAAUAUCAACUUCAAUAAUGUUCAUUGUUACAUGCCAGCCCUCAACCUGCUUGU
Messenger RNA from Gryllus bimaculatus (two-spotted cricket), 3153 nucleotides. NCBI's taxonomy places the organism in Eukaryota, Metazoa, Arthropoda, Insecta, Orthoptera, Gryllidae. The record is from the annotation of a GenBank genome assembly.